This is a messenger RNA of Rotaria sp. Silwood1, 2520 nucleotides long. Lineage: Eukaryota; Metazoa; Rotifera; Eurotatoria; Philodinida; Philodinidae. The record is from the annotation of a GenBank genome assembly.
AUGUAUUUAUUAUCACAAAUAAAUCAAUUACUAUUGUUUGUUACUAUUUUAUGUAAUACAACAUUCUACGAAUGUGACAAAAUUAAUGAUGACGAUACAAUGCAAUAUAGUUGGUCCAUAAUAGUAUCCCUUAGAUAUGAUUGUCAACGCAAGAAUAAUCCAAUUACACAUUGUUGUAGUGGAACGAUUCUUACUGACUCAUAUAUUCUUACAGCAGCUGAUUGUGUUGGUAACUUUUCCGAAAAUAUGUCAUUAGAUGAUGUGACAAUUGCUGCUGGUAUUUAUCAUCGAUCUGAAUUAGGUCAAAUUAUUCGAAAUGUUGAUGAAAUUAUUAUUCAUCCAAACUGGAAAACUGAUAAUAAUGGCCAAAAACACAAUAUUGCUCUUUUACAUUUAUCAACACCCUUAGAUUUUACCGUAGAUAAAUAUAUUACUCAAAUAUUUCGAUCAAUAGAUUUCAGCUUACUAAAAGAUAUUCUACAAUACCCAUCAAAUAGCACACGACUAUUGACUAUUGAAUUGGAUCGUGUUACACAGCAUUUUGAUUCUACAGCAUCUGUUAGUCUACAACAAUAUGAAGUAUCGUUAGUGGAUAACUAUGAUCCAAUAUGCUAUGGAUUGGUUUAUGAUGUCGAACAACAAUUUUGUACUCGAUUAUAUCAUCAUAAUAAAGAUUCAUGUAACCAUAAAUCUGGAGGGCCCAUUUUACAAUGGAUUGAUAAUCGUUGGAUGCAGGUUGGUAUAAGAAGUUCUGUUGGAGAAGGAAUAAAUGGAAGUUGCCUAGACAUUGUUACCAGAUUGGCAUACUAUCAUGAAUGGAUAGAUUCUGUUCUAAAUCUGAAAAGUUUUACAUCUUUGACUAUUGCAACAAAGAGCGAUUCAAUUGCCAAUGUUUCCAUAACUUAUAAAUGUAAUGCAUUGAUGGUAUCAUGUGGUUGUGGAAGGAACAAUGUUGAGUUAUCACCUACGAAAAUAAUUGGAGGUGAAGAAGCAAUUCCAUAUAGUUGGUCAAUGGUUGUAUCUAUUCGUGUAAACGACUCCCAAGAGCAUUCAUGUGCUGGAUCAAUUCUUACUCAAUCGUAUAUUUUAACAUCAGCACAUUGUGUUGAUGGUGCAUCAAAGUUAGAAGUGUCUAUUGCUGCUGGUAUGCAUAAUCAAAUCGAAGAUUUUGCUAUGAUUCGUUAUGUACAUGAUAUUUAUAUACAUCCUAAUUGGAAUGGCAGUGAUAGUACUUAUCGCAAUGAUAUUGCUCUAUUACGUAUCUCUCCUCCAUUAUUCAUUCCUGGUAAUUUAGGCCUUGCUCGAACAUGUGUUCCACAUAUUAAUUCAAUAAAUGAAACAGUAAACUAUCCAACAAAUGGUAGCCAUUUAGUUAUUGUUGGCUGGGGUUCAACCCAAUAUGGUUACAAUAACAUGUCUAAUACACUUCAACAAGCUAGUGUAUAUGUGAUUGAUAACAAUGAUCACAUUUGUCAACAAUGGAUUCAUGAUGGAGAAAAACAAUUUUGUGCUGGGAUGUAUGGGAAAGAUCCAUGUUAUGGUGAUUCCGGUGGUCCAAUUUUUCAAUGGAAAGGUACUUAUUGGGAACAGGUAGGUAUUAUAAGUUAUGGAAGAGGGUGUCAUCAGAUUGGUUCACUGGCUAUUUUUACACGAUUAGCUUAUUAUUUUGAUUGGAUGGAGUCUGUAAUAAAUAUCUCAUUAACUACAACUACGCCAAAACCUCCUCCAACACCAAUUUCAUAUGCUUGUAACAAAACAUCAUCAUGUGGAUGUGGCAAGGCUGAUGUAGUUCUAACGUCCUCUCGUAUUGUUGGUGGUGAGAAUGCCAUUGAAGGUAGUUGGCCAAUGAUUGUAUCACUUCGUUUAAAUGGUACUAACGAUCAUUCAUGUGGUGGAACAAUAUUAUCUAAUUCAUAUAUUCUUACGGCUGCUCAUUGUUUUCGUCGAAUAUCCAUAGAAAAUCCUACGGGUAUUACUAUUGCAGCAGGCAUGACAAAUCGAUCAGAUCCAUUAAAAGUCAUACGUAAUGUAGAUCGAAUUUAUUUGCAUCCAAAUUAUACAGGUAUUCCAAAUGAUUAUCGUCAUGAUAUUGCUUUAUUACAUAUUGAACAUCCAUUUGUUUUUGAAACAAAUUCAAGUUUGACAAAAACAUGUAUUCAUCGUAUUGAUCCACCAAUAUCACAAACUCAAUAUCCAAAAAAUGCUACUCGUCUUGCUAUAAUUGGAUGGGGUGUACUUCUCCAUGGAACACUGUAUGUUCCAGAGAUUCUUCAACAAGCACAAGUCUUUGCCAUUGAUGAUCAAAACCCGAUAUGUUCGAGUUCUAUUAAUAAUACUGAAUUAGAAUUCUGUGCUGGAUUAUUUGACGGCGGAAAAGAUUCUUGUCAAGGCGAUUCAGGUGGACCAAUAUUUCAAUGGACUGGACUAUAUUGGGAACAGGUGGGUAUUGUAUCACAUGGAAAAGGAUGUGCACUAGCUAAUUCCCCAGUAUCCAUAAAUAAAACAAUACGUUCCAAAUAA